AUGAAGAUUGACAACGAAUUUUAUCGAAAUCAUAAACGACGAGGAGGUAUCUUUAUUUUUAUUACAGCCUUAGCAAGAAUUUUUGGAUUAAUAACACUUACUGGUUUUGUUUUUGUGACAUAUUUGGAAUGGUUAGGAAUCGGUGCAUGGAACUUUCGAAUAUAUAUUACAAUUGUGACAAUUAUUUUUGCUUAUUUGGAGAUUCUUUGGAUACUUGAUAAGUGUAUAACUUGUUGUAUUUAUUGUUUCCGAAGUGAAGCAUGUUUCUAUUGGGUAUGCUGUGUUCCUAUUGACAAUUGGCUCAAGACAAUCAUUUACAUUGGUUUAUCAAUACCAUUUUUUGUACCAACAUGGCUUUCACCGAUUAUACGAACAGAUGUUAAGACUGUCGGUGCUUUACUUGCAUUUACUGGUAUUUUAUAUUUUAUUAAAACAUUUAAAUAUAAAAGAAUUAAUACUGAUGAACUACUAGAAGAUGAUAGUCUUUUUUAUGAAUCUAAUCCAUCGGCUCGACCAUCAAUGUCAACACAAACUUCAAUUAUGGGAAUAAAUAAUGAUAAUUUAUUAUCAACAUUUACAAUUGAUCACGAAACGGAGAAAAAAUAUUAA
This is a messenger RNA of Rotaria sordida, 609 nucleotides long. The record is from the annotation of a GenBank genome assembly. Lineage: Eukaryota; Metazoa; Rotifera; Eurotatoria; Philodinida; Philodinidae.